GCCACUGAUACAUUGAUAUCGGCACCUCGACCGACAAGAGGGGUAUCAGAAAUCUCCACAUGACACAACAACGGACGGGAACACACACACACAGACCGACGCACUGACACACACGCCAUGACGCAUGCUCUUUAGCCCACGGCAAUGCGCACUUUACACAGUCGACCGGCCGAUUAGCCGAGAGAGCGUCCCCCCUCACUCCUCUCAUAUGUGUGGCAAGCGGGCGGUGCUGCUGCCAUCGCUGCCUCUACCUGGGCUGCCUCUCCCCUCCCUCUCUGCUUGCAACGCUGUCAACCGGUCCGUCAACACUUGUGGAUUCGGCGGACCGCUGCCACUCCCCGACGCCCGCAAUCCCGACCCCUGCACGGUCGACAAUGGAGGCUGGGCAUCGCCUCCCGCCAUCGGCACUCCUAAGCGGCUCUCCAAUCGGCUCCGCCUGCAGAGAGGGGUCAAAGCAGUCAUUGAUUGCAUGUCUCCCUCCCUGUUCGUAUAUGCCUGUGUGGCUUGUACCUUCUUUCCUCAAGUUCGGACUUGCACCCGAGUGAUGAUAGGCCCGAGGGUGUGGGUCGGCUGACGGGGGUCGACCGCUGGGCCCUCGAGGGCGCCAUGGAGCCGACCGUCAGCCCAGUAGCUGCCGCCUGCUGCAUCCCCUCCCCUGUGCCACCAGAAGGCGACGCAGAUCCCCCUGCCGGCUGCGCGCGGCCAGUGCGCCAUGUUGUGCGCGUCGCUCCGAGAGAGCGAGACCCACCUGAGGACAACAGGCGUAUGAGGACAAAAAGUGCCCACAGAAACAAAAAUUUCUCAUUCAUAAGAAGGGCUCUGAUGGCUCACCCGAUGAGCUGAGCGGCGGGUGUGGAAGAGAAGAGGGGCUCUGUGUGGGAGGCCUGGCGUGCAUUGGCGCAGACGGCGGGGGCAGGUCAGAAGCCACCACGUCGGGCGUCUCGAACUCAGCCUGCGUCUGGGGCACUCCCGUCCCCAUGGGUGAUGGUGAGGGCUGCAUAGAGAUGGAUGGGGCACGGGAGGUGGUCGACUGGUCCGAGGCCGGCAGGGCGCUUAAGCGUCGCCUGGAGCUUUCUGGGCUGGGGCUCGCGGCCGGCCCUGCGAUGGCGGCCAGGUUGGGGGGAGGCUGGUUGUUGACGAUCCAGUGCCACAGGUGCUCUGCUUGCGUCAAAACCUGAGAGCGCAUGUCUUCCAUAAGUACAUCCAUGGACAGGUUGGCGCGUGCAUGUAGCUUGCCUGUGUCCUCUGCUGCUGGCGCAGCAUCUUGGAUUCGUUGGGCUUGGCCUCUGAAACGUCAUCGCAUAUGCAUGGUACGUAUUCGUACUCGUCCCAACUGCCAUCCACACAAGUCUACCUGCGAGAGUGAGCCUUGCCAUGCCGAAAGAGGUGACGGCAAGGUACUCAAGCUGGCGCUGGAUCUGCUCCUGUGGACACGAAAUAAGAAUAAGGCGAGACACGUGAGGUUGGCCAGCCAAUGGAUGGAGGUCAUUGACACGCACACCUGAAAAACUGAUAUUUGAUCGACGUCAAUGCUGCAUGUGCAGGGCAGGAGAAAGAAGAGACAGAGACAGAGACAGAUGCACGAGCCAUAAUGUACCUGCCAUGACUCGCUUACCGGUUUGCCUUGACGGCGUGCAGUUCGAUGAGAUCCGACUUGUCAGCCUUGAGGUUAAUGGCCUCCUGGAACUCACCCAUCGCGUCGGUCUGCUCCUCACUUGGCUUGUACUGCAACGAACCAACCAACCACUCUCUUUUCGCUCAUCUUCUCUGACAACUGGGUACCUGGCUGAUUCGCUCCGAUUCCGACUCGACAAAGUGGUCGAGUCGCUUGCAGAUGGUGUCCAGCCGAUUAGACAGGCGCUGGAGCUCCGUAUAGGCCUUGUCCUGCACACACAAAUGGCGACAAUGCCCGUCAUCGGUGAGCAGCUUGAUGUCCGGCCGGCGUGUUUGCUGACCUUUGGCAUGCACUGCUCGACUUUGGCGUUUGCAACCACAAUGUCGUACUUCGAUGCCUUGUCCAGCAACAGCUCAUCCAAACGCUGAAUGGCAGAGUCCUGAGACGUCAACACAAAAGGACAGCCUUCAGUCGCUUCCUGUUGUCUGUCCGUCUGUCUGUCUCACGGUGUCUCUGCCUGACUGACCUGCAGAUUGAUCCGAUCGUUGAAUGUCUGCAUGGAGUCGACGCAGAAUUGAAUGCGGGGAACGGCCUCCUCCUUCAGCGCCUCCAAGUCGGACUCCCUGACAGAAGGCAGCGAAAGAGUUGUCAUCUUGUUAUUGAUCGCAGUCGACCUCUCUUUCUUGCUGUUCAUUACUUGGCCAUCAGCAAGAGUUCAUCCCGCACGUCCUCUACCGUCGUCUGAAGGAACGACAAGCGGCAUGCAAUUGCUGACAAUUGGUGGGGCCUAAUGGAGAGCCGACCUUGUGUGCCCGUUUCUGGAUGUCCUCAUUAAGCUCCACAUAGACGGCCGUCACCCUGUCUUGCAGAUUCUGACAACACCGAGAGACACGAAUACCCCCUUCUGUCUUCGUUCAUGCUCCUUACCAGGUGCUUUUCGUCCAAAAGGGCAAAUUGUUGCUGCAUCUUCUUUGAUGUCUCAUCGGCACCGAGCUGAUACAAAACCACUGACGUGUAUGUCUCCUUAUCUGCACGUACAUCUGUGCGGCCGACUCACUUCCAUCCUCCUGAGUGCCUUAGAGGUGUCAUCGAGCUUGGCAUAGUGGUUGAGCGCCUCGCUCACCCAAUCCCUCACGUCCUGUAGGCUGUUCUCGAUCUGCGGGCCGCGCCAGUAGUCGUCAAAGCGGCGGGCCAGAUGCUGGAUGCUCGAGGCCAGACCCUCAGUCGUACCCACAAGCGCGAAGUCGUUGAGCUUGUGCUCCAACUGAAGCAGAAACAAACAUGUUCAUGUGUCUCCUGCUAUGAAUGCGUCUCUUUCCUUUGUGUGGUUGACCUUUGCGAGGGCGUCUUUGCUCGCGCAUGCCUUGAUUUGGGUCUCGACCAGAGUCAGCUCUCCCAGUGUGGCUUUAUCCCGCAGCCCCUCCUGCAUCUCGUGCAGGAUGCGAUCCUGUACAUCCAUGUGGCCGCGGAACCCGUCCAGCUGCUGGCUGAAGCCAACCACAUCCAACCGAAGCUUCUGCUCAGCUGAAAGGACGACGAAGGAAGAUGAUCCAAAUCCAAUCGAUAAGAAGCAUGUCUGCUCUGCCUACUCUCCGAUGCCCUCUUGGCUUCAUCGCGGCAAGAGGCCACCUCCAAGCGAAGAGCCUGGUCUGUCUUGCGGACGGUGUCAGCCAGCCCCGCGAUUUUCUCCUCGUCAACCGUCUUGGACAUGGCGUCCUCCACCUGCAUACAAGUGGUGCAGCAGAGAAGAUGUAUGUCUGGGGCAACGGGUGUCAUUAUGUGUCUCUCUGUGGACGCAUACCUCCUUGACCCGAUUGGUCAGCUCUUCUAUCUUCUGUUCCAACGGCGCGAAUUUCUCCAGUAGUUGAGUCAGGAUCCGCUCCAGGUUGGCAGUGGGCAGCAGGUUCUCCAUCGCCUUGGCCAGGCCCUCCCGCUCCCACGAUGUAAGCCCCUCCUCCCCACUCGUUCGCCUCCUCUCGUCGCUCCCACUCAUCGCAGCGACAGUCAACCCCGCUCACCUGAAGGCACCAAGGGCCAGGCAGCCAGGCACAGCAGGCAGUACAUCGAACAUGCCUCUCUCAGGAGCUGCUCAUUUGCAAUCAAGCGCCUUACGUUGAAUGGGAGACUCGUCACCUCUGACUCAACUCAGAGUCAAUUGCAAUGGGCGACAUCGAGAGAAGGCCAAACGGGACAUCCAGGCCUCCCACCGGAGAAAAAGAGGGAGAAA
This is a messenger RNA of Vitrella brassicaformis, 3842 nucleotides long. The record is from the annotation of a GenBank genome assembly. Lineage: Eukaryota; Vitrellaceae.